Dinoponera quadriceps is the source of this 5638-nucleotide messenger RNA. RefSeq names its product ribosomal protein S6 kinase alpha-5-like. The record is from RefSeq and is a predicted model, not a curated record. Bases 321 to 3131 code for a protein of 936 amino acids. NCBI's taxonomy places the organism in Eukaryota, Metazoa, Arthropoda, Insecta, Hymenoptera, Formicidae. Gene Ontology annotation, molecular function: protein serine/threonine kinase activity; magnesium ion binding; ATP binding. Gene Ontology annotation, biological process: intracellular signal transduction; protein phosphorylation; regulation of DNA-templated transcription. The transcript is spliced from 7 exons.
GUCCUCCGGCAGUCGGCAGUGACACUUUGGACCGCGCGUUUCGUCUCGUACUCGGACGUUCGUGGACACGUGUCAGUGCUGUAGCGGUGGCUGUGCCCAGUGAAAGUGCCGUUUCGGCAGUAAAGUAUUUUGCAACCGUCGCUCUCGUAGGGACUUCUUUCGAGUGAGUGAUAAAAAUACGUUGAAAAAGAUAUUCGGUCACACGAGCAAAGUGUGUCAGUAGGAUAGAAUUAAUUGUGAGACGAAAACACGGGAAGGUCGCGACUAUGCGCACGUGACCGCGUCGCGCUGACAUUGCACGCUCUUCCCCUCCAACAACGAUGGGCGAGGAGGACAGUCUGCAUUGCGCGUUAGAGCCGCGGAGCGACAAGCACGGUACAGCCUCCAACCCGCGAACAACCAUAUGCGAGCGAGGAUGUGGUGCGACCUCCGGCUCGUCGGAAGACGCUUCCGACUCGUCGUUCGAGUGCUGCUUUCGCGAGCCGGUGAUGCUGCUGAACGACGACGAGGUGAAUAUCGGCGCGGAGAUUGUCAUGGAUCAGGACGGCACGCUGAUCGACGAUGACCGUGCGAGCGAGAUCUUGCUCACGGAUUGUAAGGAAUCCAUGGCGUUUAAUGUCUGCGGCGAGGAAACGGUGGAACUGUUGCGGGACCGAUACAGUAGAGUGAAUCUGGCCGACAGCAGGAACCAGAGGGUGGAUAUGACGCACUUUGAUCUGCUCAAAGUUCUUGGCACCGGAGCUUACGGCAAGGUCUUCCUGGUGCGAAAGAGGACGGGCACCGACGCUGGCAGGCUUUACGCCAUGAAAGUCUUGAAGAAGGCUGCCAUCGUGCAGAAGAAGAAAACAACCGAGCAUACGAAGACGGAGAGGCAAGUCCUGGAGGCCGUUAGAGACAGUCCCUUCCUGGUGACUCUGCACUACGCGUUUCAGACUGAUGCGAAACUCCAUCUAAUUUUAGAUUAUGUGAACGGCGGCGAAUUGUUUACGCAUCUGUAUCUACGCGAACAGUUUCCGGAAAAUGAAGUACGCAUUUACGUCGGCGAAAUAAUUUUGGCGCUGGAACAUCUUCACAAGCUCGGUAUAAUUUAUCGGGACAUCAAGCUGGAGAACAUACUGCUAGAUCGAGAAGGGCACAUUGUACUGACUGACUUUGGACUCAGUAAAGAGUUCCUGCCGCACGAGAGGAACGGCAACGCGCGUGCCUACUCGUUUUGCGGAACUAUCGAAUAUAUGGCACCGGAAGUUGUACGAGGGGGCAUGGCCGGUCACGACAUCGCUGUCGAUUGGUGGAGCGUGGGCGUGCUAACGUACGAGCUGCUGACCGGUUCGUCACCUUUCACGGUGGAAGGCGAGAGCAAUUCGCAGCAGGAAAUCUCGAGGAGGAUACUGAGGACGGAACCGCCGAUGCCGGACUACCUGAGCCCGACGGUGCGUGACUUCAUCGGUCGUCUUCUCGUGAAGGAUCCGCGACGAAGACUGGGCGGUGGGCCGCGCGACGCCAACGAGCUCAAGGAGCAUCCCUUCUUUAAGAACGCGCCGUCACCCUUCAGCUGGGAGGCGUUGGAGAAGAGGCAGAUCAAACCGCCCUUCGUUCCUCGCAUCCAGCACGAAUUGGACACCAGCAACUUCUCGGACGAGUUUACAAAGAUGGUCGUCGCUUACAGCCCGGCGGUCGUCCCGCCUAACACGCGUGAUUGUUUACAGGGUUACUCGUACGUAGCGCCUCCGAUUAUGUUCAAAGAAGGCGAGGCGGCGUCCAGCGGCGGCGAGUCGUCGUCACGGCUGUCCGAAGACUUCCUGCAACAGUACGAGGUGAGCGAGAAAACUCUGGGCGACGGCAGUUUUUCCGUCUGUCUGCGAUGUCGCCACCGCAAGACCCAGCAGGAGUUCGCCGUGAAGAUCAUCAGCCGUAGGAUCAACUGCGUCCGGGAGCCGAAUCUGUUGCGCGCUUGCCAGGGCCACCCGAACAUAGUGAAGCUGAUAGACGUCUACCAAGACGGAGUGCACACCUAUCUCGUGAUGGAGCUGCUGUCGGGCGGGGAAUUGCUGCGACAGCGGCGACGCUUCACGGAGGAGCAGGCGCGCCGAGUGCUGCGGCAACUGGUGUCCGCGGUGCAGUACAUGCACGCGCGAUGCGUCGUGCAUCGCGACCUCAAGCCGGAGAACAUCGUGUUCGCGCACAAGGGCGAGGAUUCGCCGGUGAAAAUAGUGGACUUUGGCUUCGCUCGGAUAAAGCGCGGCUGUGAGCCGCUGCGCACGCCCUGCUUCACCCUCCCGUACGCCGCGCCGGAGGUAAUGACCGGCCAGGGCUACGACGAGGGCUGCGACCUCUGGAGCCUGGGCGCCGUUCUCUAUUUCAUGCUCUCGGGCGAUCCGCAGUCCUCCGGAGUCGGCUCGCCCGACCUGGCGACGCGCAUUCGAACCGGCGAGAUCGACUUCGACAGCGGCGCUUGGUGCCACCUCUCCGGCCCGGCGAAAGACGUGAUGAAGGGCCUCCUCACGCUGGAUCCCAACAAGAGGCUGACCGCGAGCGCGCUCGCGAGCCACCCUUGGAUAACCAGCCACCCUUGGCCACCGCCGCCUCUCAGCGCGAUCCUCCCGCCCGAUCCUAUCGCCGCCAUCGAGGGCUUCCGUUUGCGCGAGGUCGACGCUGCCAAGCUCGCGCAGCGCCGCAAGCUGCAGAAACGUUCCACUUCCAGCUCGGUCUCCUCCUCGGCCUCCAACGCUUCCUCGAGCCCGCCGUCGGCUCGGCUGCUGCGACCGCCGAGCGUCUCGACCAACGCGACCACUUCCGCUUCGCCGGCCCAACCGAGCGUCUUCGACUUUAACGAGGACCACGUGAACGAGUACCUCAGCUCUCUGUCUUCUUCUUCCGAUUCAAAUUCCCCGAGAAUCUCGCUACAGGAUAUCGUUGCCGGUAGGAAACGACGCAGGCGCGAGCGAAAAGCCCCGCACGACGACGCGGUCGAACACGGGCCGUUGACGCGAUCGAGAAAACGUAAGCUGGAACUGGCGGCGUUGAGCGGUUCCGACAGUUCCGCGAACGAGCAGGCCGAUGUGGAGACGAAUAUCCACAGGAAGCAGAAAGGCGGCAAGCGGUCCAAACGCCUCAGCGCGGAUAGAGAUUAGAACUUUCUUACGCUGGUUUCUCUCGUAACUGGCUCACUUUGUUUCCUACGCAUUUUACAUGGUAUGUGAAACUGCUGCCUUUGGCGUUCGUUCGCGAAACGAACACUGCAUCAUUCCUAUCUUGAGAGAGAGAGAGAGAGAGAGAGAGAGAGAGAAUGUGUGAAUGUUUUUAGCGUAUGCUAGCGUAUAGGGGGGAGUGCACACACAACUUUGAAGAUAUAUACAUGUUACAAGAAUGCAUUCUCGCUUUAGAUAUCGCGGAGAUGCGUGAAAAUGUCGCACUGUGUGAGCAGGGUCUUAACAAUAAAAUGUUUUCGCGAGAAUUUAUGCAAUAUGUAUAAAAUUUUAUUUUUAUUACUGUCGCUAUUACUACGCUCUAUCGCGAGUAGAUAAGUCACACGAGAAACCCAAAUUGUUUCGUUAUGUUAAACUGGGGUUGUCUGUGAUUACUGGGGGUGGGGGUGGUUAGAAGAAUUAUCACGCGUGAAAGUUUUCUUCCGAUCUGUAUCUCGCGAUCGAGAGCUGGAACGAAAAUUUUAACGAUUGCUUCUUAUGAAUAUGUAUAUAUGGUAAAUGUGCCUCGAAAAAACUCAUUCUGCUAUGAGUAAAGUACAUCAAAGACAAUGUAAUGUAGUAAAAAUGAAUGCGCGAUGGAUAUUACCUUUCGUAAACAGCGUAUAAACGCGUCAACCCGACUCGGUAUUAUUUACAAAAGAAAGCGUGCACUGCUUAUUUCAGUGGAUUUUUCUUUUCCACUUACAAUUCGCAGUCUUUCAAUAAUAACAGGAUGGAGAAAGUGCCGAAAAUCUAUAAAGAAAAGAGAGAACGAAUGAUACAUAGUGAAUCAAGUGCUCCUUUUUAGGUAGUCUGUUGUUAUAUACACUGCUAUAUAUACAUAUGUGUGUGUGUGUGUAUAUAUACAUGUACGUAUAUAGUAAUUACACGAUACGCGAUUAUGCCUUUUUUUUACACACACCGAUUAUAACGCCUUUAUAUGGUGUUUACGAAAAUCCUAUUUGUAAUGAUGUGUGUUUAGCGUUGUUAUAUAUUAAUUUCUAUACGGACGAAUCUUUAUAAAAAGAGAAAAUAAUGUGAUUUAUGAAGAUAACGGGUAAGGUUGAAAAGAAAAUUUCUCUUCAGUAUUCAACAUUUUGCGUAAGAAUCUUAACUUUAACUUGUAUUUAUGUAGUAUUCGAAGAGGAGGUACGUAAACAUUUUUGUUAUUGGAAUGGUGGAAACGAGCGAAGAAGACGAACGAAUGAAUUGUGACAAAGUGCUGUGAGAGAGCAUAUUAGAAUUAAUUAAAUCGGGCUAUAUCAAUUAACGUUACUUGAUUCGUGGCAAUUAAAUUAUAAAUUUAUAACUGUCGAGUUAAUCCUUUUCAAUUUUAGGCCUACUCUUGGCUUAUUAAUCAGCUUUGUGCGAAAGGAUCAGCAAUUGUUUCGUCAAAGCUGCGUCUCCUUUGUUUUCCGUGUUAUGUUUCUAAAGUUUGAAAAUGUAAAAAGAAAGAGAGAGAGAGAGAGAUUUUUCUCUGCACACAAUUCUUUUUCUACGACUUUAGGGAGAGAUACAUUUCGUUAAUCAUAUAUCGAUAGAAUUUCUUUUUCAUACAAUUGGAUAUAGUGUUGUUUACUUUUAGAGAAACGACUAUAUUAUACUCGAUGGCAAUCGCUGUGAGAAAUGAAAUAAUAAAUGGCUAAGACUGAAAAGUGGUUGUAUACCAACUCAGGGAACAGACGCGCGCGCAUUAAUUGAGUAACGUCUUGUGUUAUCCACAUUGUGAAAUAAUGUUACGCGAGAUAGAAACGCAUGCUUCUACCAAAGAACUUUCUACCGAACUGCGGUACUGCUCCGUAAGACCAAAAAAAAGUAUGGUAUGUAGCAGUGAGAUAAAGCUGUGUACAUACGUGAAAUAUCGUCAAAUUUCACAUACGAUACAAUAGUUAUUAUAUACAGAUAUUUAAAACGAGAAACCAUUGUGUAAAACAUACGAUUAUAUAUUUAAUAAAAUACAUUUCGCUAUAGAGAGAGUAAUAUUCUUUAAGAAGGGGCAGGGAGAAAGAGAUACAUACAUACGUAUAUAUGAAGAAAGGAAAUGUGUACAUAUACAUUAUAUAUAUGUACACAUAUACACAUUCUUUUACUUAGUAUUGCAAAAAUUUCACAUUACAUCCUAUGGGUUAUAUUAGCUGCAUGGGACAGAGAGAACAAAUCGUUUUCUUUUCUUAAUUGUGUGUGUGUGCGUGUGUGUAUAUAUAUAUACACACAAACAUUGUUACGUUACGAACUUUACUUUCAAAGUUCAAAGCCAUGCACAUACACAUGUGUAGAAACAUGCAUACAUAUAUGCAUGUGUGUGUGUGUGUGUGUAUGAAAAGUUAUACAGUUUGCGCAGCUUGUACAAGAACGCUGUUCUGUUACUACCGCAAGUAUGUAAAAGAGACACACACCUACCUUUGUUACCACUGGUUGUUAAAUACAUCAUGAUGCGAUAUUUAUUUAUAUAA